AGAGAGCAACUACUAAAGGGAUAAAAUAUGACUACUAUUAGUGAUGAUCAGUGAUUAGUGUGAUUAGUGCGUGCGAUUCAUUGUGUUUGUGUAGUAGUGAGUGACUUUGGGUUGGGUUUCGUCUCAACUCAACAAACGUCGUCGUUCUCCCAUUUCCAAUCUUUCUCCAAUGGCUUCUUCUGCUUCCUUAAUCAACUCGUUGACUUGCUCUUCGCCUGCACCCACUCAGCACUGUUUCGCCUUCACCCGCACCACCGCCACCGCUACCGCCACGUCACUGAGACAAUUCAACAGCCACCGUCCGCCCCCACUCACCACGAGGAUCUCCUCGUCGCCUUCCACCGUUGUCUGCAAAGCUGUCUCCGUUAAGCCCCAAACCGAAACCGAAGGUCUCAACAUUGCUGACGAUGUCACACAGCUCAUAGGGAAAACGCCGAUGGUUUACCUCAACAAUAUCGUGAAGGGUUCUGUGGCCAAUAUUGCUGCGAAGCUUGAGAUUAUGGAGCCCUGUUGUAGUGUCAAGGACAGGAUUGGUUUUAGUAUGAUAAAUGAUGCUGAGCAGAGAGGAGCUAUAACACCUGGGAAGAGUAUAUUGGUGGAACCUACUAGUGGGAACACAGGAAUUGGUCUUGCCUUUAUAGCAGCUUCAAGAGGAUAUAAGCUAAUUUUGACAAUGCCUGCUUCAAUGAGUUUAGAAAGACGGGUUCUUUUGAAAGCAUUUGGGGCCGAGCUUGUUUUGACUGAUGCAGCAAAGGGCAUGAAUGGAGCAGUACAAAAAGCUGAAGAAAUUUUAAAAAGUACCCCCAAUUCAUACAUGCUUCAACAAUUUGAUAAUCCUUCAAAUCCUAAGGUUCAUUAUGAGACAACUGGCCCGGAGAUAUGGGAAGAUACUAGAGGAAAGAUAGAUAUUUUAGUUGCAGGAAUUGGAACCGGUGGAACUGUUUCUGGAGCUGGCCAAUUCCUAAAACAACAAAAUCCGAAAAUACAGGUUAUUGGCGUAGAGCCUCUGGAAAGCAACAUACUUACAGGUGGAAAGCCAGGACCUCACAAAAUUCAGGGUAUUGGGGCUGGUUUUGUGCCCAGGAAUUUGGAUCAAGAUGUGCUUGAUGAAGUUAUAGCGAUAUCAAGUGAUGAAGCAGUUGAAACUGCAAAGCAAUUAGCACUCCAGGAAGGCUUGCUGGUGGGAAUUUCUUCAGGAGCUGCAGCUGCAGCUGCUUUGAAGGUUGGAAAGAGGCCUGAGAAUGCAGGAAAGCUUAUUGGGGUUGUCUUCCCAAGCUUUGGUGAAAGAUAUUUGUCAACUAUUCUUUUCCAGUCAAUACGGGAAGAAUGCGAGAAAAUGCAACCUGAGCCAUGAAUUGACUUUGCUUGUUAAUGUUUCAUACUCAUUUUCCACAAGUAUCUGUAUGGAAUGACAGUGUCAGAUGUCCAUGUUAUGCCCGUGUUUCUCAUUUUUGACACUCAAGAAAUUAGAUAACUGUGUACAGGUCAUUGAUUUGACUUACAACACAGAUUAAUGACCCUUGAUUGAAGAAAUUUUAGAUGUAAUAAUUAUUGGCAUUGAUGACAACGUAGCAAAUUUCUGCCUUAUGUUCGCUAUUAAAAAAUAAUUGAUGAAACAGUUUAUCUAUUUCUUUUUGUACACUGCCUUCUCUUUGGACUCUAACCCUUUGUUUGGUUAGAGAAGAAAAGAGAGGAAAUGAAAGGAAAUUUUCAAAAA
This is a messenger RNA of Glycine soja, 1717 nucleotides long. RefSeq names its product cysteine synthase-like. Lineage: Eukaryota; Viridiplantae; Streptophyta; Magnoliopsida; Fabales; Fabaceae. The record is from RefSeq and is a predicted model, not a curated record. The transcript is spliced from 10 exons. Bases 170 to 1354 code for a protein of 394 amino acids. Gene Ontology annotation, molecular function: cysteine synthase activity. Gene Ontology annotation, biological process: pollen tube growth; double fertilization forming a zygote and endosperm. Gene Ontology annotation, cellular component: cytoplasm.